Rattus rattus (black rat) is the source of this 2599-nucleotide messenger RNA. It is a transcript of the gene Trpc5, whose product is annotated as transient receptor potential cation channel subfamily C member 5. The transcript is spliced from 9 exons. Gene Ontology annotation, molecular function: protein binding; inositol 1,4,5 trisphosphate binding; store-operated calcium channel activity. Gene Ontology annotation, cellular component: membrane; cation channel complex. The coding region runs from base 231 to 2471 and encodes 746 amino acids. NCBI's taxonomy places the organism in Eukaryota, Metazoa, Chordata, Mammalia, Rodentia, Muridae. The record is from RefSeq and is a predicted model, not a curated record. Gene Ontology annotation, biological process: regulation of cytosolic calcium ion concentration; manganese ion transport; calcium ion transmembrane transport.
UUUCUGAUCAACACCUGGAAUUUUGCUACUCUCCUUCUUGGCAAAUAGGGGGACAUUAUUGAUGUCAUUUAAACAUUUUGGGAUUUUGAAAUCCCACUAGAAAAGGAUUAAUAAGUGGCCAUUUGAAACCUUCAAGUAACUAAAUCUCUCUCUCUCUCUCUCUCUCUCUCUCUCUCUCUCUCUCUCUCUCUCUCUCUCUCUCCACUUAGUUUUCUAAAUUGCUAUGCACCAUGGCCCAGCUGUACUACAAGAAGGACAACUACUCAACAUACAGAGACCGCAUCCCCCUCCAAAUCGUGAGGGCUGAGACUGAGCUGUCUGCUGAGGAGAAAGCUUUCCUUAGUGCUGUGGAGAAGGGGGACUAUGCCACCGUGAAGCAGGCACUGCAGGAGGCCGAGAUCUACUACAAUGUCAACAUCAACUGCAUGGAUCCUUUGGGCAGGAGCGCCCUACUCAUCGCCAUUGAGAAUGAGAACUUAGAGAUCAUGGAGCUACUGCUGAACCACAGUGUGUAUGUGGGUGAUGCAUUACUCUAUGCCAUCCGCAAGGAGGUGGUAGGAGCUGUGGAACUUCUGCUUAGCUACAGGAAGCCAAGUGGAGAGAAGCAGGUUCCCACUCUGAUGAUGGACACCCAGUUCUCUGAGUUCACACCAGACAUCACACCCAUCAUGUUGGCAGCCCACACCAACAACUAUGAAAUCAUCAAAUUGCUUGUCCAAAAGCGUGUCACUAUCCCACGGCCCCACCAAAUCCGCUGCAACUGUGUGGAGUGUGUAUCCAGUUCAGAAGUCGACAGCCUACGUCAUUCAAGGUCCCGACUGAACAUAUACAAGGCACUGGCAAGCCCUUCGCUCAUCGCCUUAUCAAGUGAGGACCCUAUCCUCACAGCAUUCCGGCUGGGCUGGGAACUCAAGGAGCUGAGCAAGGUGGAAAAUGAGUUCAAGGCUGAGUAUGAGGAGCUCUCCCAACAGUGUAAGCUCUUUGCCAAGGACCUGCUGGAUCAAGCUCGGAGCUCCCGAGAACUGGAGAUCAUUCUCAACCAUCGAGAUGACCACAGCGAAGAACUUGACCCACAGAAGUACCAUGACCUAGCCAAGCUGAAGGUGGCAAUCAAAUAUCACCAGAAAGAGUUUGUCGCUCAGCCAAACUGUCAACAAUUGCUGGCCACCUUGUGGUACGAUGGCUUCCCUGGAUGGCGAAGAAAACACUGGGUAGUCAAGCUUCUAACCUGCAUGACCAUUGGAUUCCUGUUUCCUAUGCUGUCCAUAGCCUAUCUGAUCUCACCCAGAAGCAACCUUGGGCUUUUCAUCAAGAAACCCUUUAUCAAGUUCAUCUGCCACACAGCAUCCUAUCUGACCUUCCUCUUCAUGCUUCUCCUGGCUUCUCAGCAUAUUGUCAGAACAGACCUCCAUGUUCAAGGACCUCCCCCAACUGUCGUGGAAUGGAUGAUACUGCCUUGGGUUCUAGGUUUCAUCUGGGGGGAGAUAAAGGAAAUGUGGGAUGGUGGAUUCACUGAAUACAUCCAUGAUUGGUGGAAUUUGAUGGAUUUUGCAAUGAACUCCCUCUACCUGGCAACUAUUUCCUUGAAGAUUGUGGCCUAUGUCAAGUAUAAUGGUUCUCGUCCAAGGGAAGAAUGGGAAAUGUGGCACCCGACUCUGAUUGCAGAAGCACUCUUCGCGAUAUCGAACAUUUUAAGUUCCUUGCGUCUCAUAUCCUUGUUCACAGCCAACUCCCAUUUAGGGCCUCUGCAGAUCUCCUUGGGACGCAUGCUGCUUGAUAUACUCAAAUUUCUCUUUAUCUACUGCCUAGUACUACUGGCUUUUGCCAACGGACUGAACCAGCUUUAUUUUUACUAUGAGACCAGAGCUAUUGAUGAACCUAACAACUGCAAGGGGAUCCGGUGUGAAAAACAGAACAACGCCUUCUCCACGCUCUUUGAAACCCUUCAGUCACUCUUCUGGUCUGUCUUUGGCCUUUUAAAUCUCUAUGUUACCAAUGUGAAGGCCCGGCAUGAAUUCACCGAGUUUGUGGGAGCUACUAUGUUUGGGACAUACAACGUCAUCUCCCUGGUAGUGCUACUGAACAUGCUCAUUGCCAUGAUGAACAACUCCUACCAGCUCAUUGCCGACCAUGCUGAUAUUGAGUGGAAGUUUGCGAGAACGAAGCUCUGGAUGAGUUACUUUGAUGAAGGUGGCACCUUACCACCUCCUUUCAACAUCAUCCCCAGCCCCAAAUCAUUUCUCUAUCUUGGCAACUGGUUCAACAACACCUUCUGUCCCAAGAGAGACCCCGAUGGGAGACGAAGGAGGCACAACUUGAGAAGCUUCACAGAACGUCAUGCUGACAGCCUGAUCCAAAAUCAACAUUAUCAGGAAGUUAUCAGAAAUCUAGUCAAGAGAUAUGUGGCUGCCAUGAUAAGAAACUCGAAAACAAAUGAGGGGCUAACAGAAGAAAAUUUUAAGGUAAUUUAAUCUUGAAGUGGGUAAAUCUCUUAAUAUCUAUCUAUCUGUCUUCCUCCCACCCAACAGGUCUUUUCCCCUGUCCACAGAGCUGCAUUCAAGCCCAAUUUCUCAUUUCCUUGGUAUAAUUUAAUCUUUAU